This is a messenger RNA of Acomys russatus (golden spiny mouse), 909 nucleotides long. Its product is annotated as taste receptor type 2 member 104-like. The transcript has a single exon. Gene Ontology annotation, molecular function: G protein-coupled receptor activity. Gene Ontology annotation, cellular component: membrane. Gene Ontology annotation, biological process: sensory perception of taste; detection of chemical stimulus involved in sensory perception of bitter taste; G protein-coupled receptor signaling pathway. Bases 1 to 909 code for a protein of 302 amino acids. The record is from RefSeq and is a predicted model, not a curated record. NCBI's taxonomy places the organism in Eukaryota, Metazoa, Chordata, Mammalia, Rodentia, Muridae.
AUGCUGAGUGCAGUGGAAGCCAUCCUCCUUUCUGUUGCAACUAGUGAAGCUAUGCUGGGAGUUUUAGGGAAUUCAUUUAUUGUAUUUGUAAACUGCAUGGACUGGGUCAGGAAUAAGAAGCUUCCUAAGGUUGGCUUCAUUCUCAUUGGCUUGGCAACUUCCAGGAUCUUUACCAUAUGGCUAAUAAUGUUAGAUGCAUAUGCAAAGGUUUUCUUUCUGAAUAUGGCUAUGUCUAGCAAUCUAAGGGAAUGCCUGAGUUACAUGUGGGUAAUUGUUAACCACCUGAGUGUCUGGUUUGCCACCAGCCUCAGUAUUUUCUAUUUCUUGAAGAUAGCAAAUUUUUCCCACUACAUAUUUCUCUGGUUGAAGAGAAGAAGUAAUAAAGUUUUUGUCUUUCUGUUGGGGUACUUAAUUAUAACAUGGCUGGCUUCUUUUCCACUAGCUAUAAAGUUGAUUGAAGAUGUUAAAAUCCAUCAUAGCAACACAUCCUGGCUGAUUCAACUGGAGAAUCGUGCGUUAUUUAUAAACUAUGCUUUUGCCAAUACGGGGGUCAUUUCCUUCUUUUUGAUCGCCCUGACUGCUUGUUUCCUGUUAAUCAUGUCCCUUUGGAGACACCACAGGCGGAUGCAAUCCAAUGUGUCAGAAUUCAGAGACCUCAACACAGAAGCGCAUGUGAAAGCCAUGAAAGUUUUAUUUUCAUUUAUCAUCCUCUUUAUCUUAUAUUUUGUGGGCGUUUUCAUAGAAACAUUAUGCUUGUUUCUCAAGGAAAACAAACUUCUAUUUAUUUUUGGUUUCACAAUGUCAUCCAUGUAUCCCUGUUGUCACUCCUAUAUUCUAAUUCUAACAAACAGCCAGCUGAAGCAAGCCUCUGUGAGAACACUGCAAGGGUUAAAGUACUGUGAGACUUAA